GGAUGUUCCAAGGAGAUAGAAACCUUGGCCCUUGGGUAGAGACUUCAGGAAUACAUAUUUGACCUCACAUAAGAACUGCCUGAAGGAAGGAAUGCUCUUAGGAAUUCACAGAGCAUCCUGUGCCGAGAACCUGCUGCGGGCUGAGUUCUGGGCUCGAAGUUGGAGACGCAAACAGAAUCAGAAAAUGGGUAAGAAGAGUCGAGUAAAAACACAAAAAUCAGGCACUGGUGCUCCAGCAAGUAUGUCCCCGAAGGAAACCUUGAACUUAACCAGUGAGCUGUUGCAGAAAUGCAGCAGUCCUGCACCGGGUCCAGGAAAAGAAUGGGAGGAGUAUGUGCAGAUCAGGUCCCUAGUCGAGAAAAUUCGAAAAAAACAGAAAGGUCUGUCUGUUACUUUUGAUGGAAAAAGAGAAGAUUACUUUCCUGAUCUCAUGAAAUGGGCCUCUGAAAAUGGAGCUUCUGCCGAGGGAUUUGAGAUGGUUAACUUCAAAGAAGAAGGCUGUGGUUUGAGAGCCACAAGAGAUAUCAAGGCAGAAGAAUUAUUUUUAUGGGUUCCACGAAAAUUACUAAUGACUGUUGAAUCUGCUAAAAAUUCAAUGUUGGGGCCCUUAUAUUCUCAAGACCGAAUUCUUCAAGCCAUGGGAAACAUCACACUGGCCUUUCAUCUACUGUGUGAGCGAGCCGACCCUAACUCUUUCUGGCAGCCUUACAUUCAGACCCUGCCCUGCGAGUACGACACGCCUCUCUACUUUGAAGAAGAUGAAGUUCGGCAUCUUCAGUCAACACAAGCAGUACAUGAUGUCUUCAGCCAGUAUAAGAACACAGCUCGGCAGUAUGCCUAUUUCUACAAAGUCAUCCAGACCCAUCCUCAUGCCAACAAACUGCCCUUGAAGGAUUCUUUCACUUACGAGGACUACAGGUGGGCCGUCUCUUCUGUUAUGACCCGACAAAACCAAAUUCCCACGGAGGAUGGCUCCCGGGUAACCCUGGCGCUGAUUCCAUUAUGGGACAUGUGCAACCACACCAACGGCCUGAUCACCACUGGCUACAACCUGGAGGAUGACCGCUGCGAGUGCGUGGCGCUGCAGGAUUUCCGGGCUGGAGAGCAGAUUUACAUUUUUUAUGGCACUCGGUCAAAUGCAGAGUUUGUGAUCCACAGUGGUUUUUUCUUUGACAAUAAUUCACACGACAGAGUGAAAAUAAAGCUUGGAGUGAGUAAAAGUGACAGACUCUAUGCCAUGAAGGCUGAGGUCUUGGCUCGCGCUGGCAUCCCCACUUCCAGCGUGUUUGCGCUGCAUUUCACGGAGCCACCCAUCUCUGCCCAGCUCCUGGCUUUUCUCCGAGUAUUCUGCAUGACGGAAGAAGAACUGAAGGAGCAUUUGCUAGGAGAUAAUGCUAUCGACAGAAUCUUCACCUUGGGCAACUCUGAAUACCCUGUCAGCUGGGACAAUGAAGUCAGACUUUGGACAUUUCUUGAAGAUCGAGCCUUGCUUCUUCUAAAAACAUACAAAACAACUAUUGAGGAAGACAAGUCCUUCUUGAAAAACCGUGACCUUUCUGUUCGGGCCACCAUGGCUGUCAAGUUGCGCUUAGGUGAGAAAGAGAUUUUGGAAAAAGCAGUGAAGAGUGCAGCCGUGAACCGGGAAUACUACCGCAGACAGAUGGAGGCGAAGGCCCUGCUCCCCAAGUACGAGGAGAGUAGCCCCGGACCGCUGGAAAUGGGUGCGGCCGGGGCACGGCUGCCCCUGGUGCUGAGGAACCUGGAGGAGGAGGCCGGCGGGCAGGAGGCCCUCAGCCUCUCGGAGGCUGUCAGCAGGGCAAAGGCCGUGGAAAAUGGGCUCGUAAAUGGUGAAAACUCUAUCCCCAACGGGGCCAGGUCAGGAAAGGAAAAUGUAAAUCAAGAGGAAAGUAAAAGAGCAACUGAAGACGCCAAAGGAUCUUCUUCAGACAGCACUGGGGACGUUAAAGGGUAGCUCUGAGGGGCGCCGGCUGCUGGGGAAUUCAGUUUAGUAAACGUUUGUGAACAGUCCAUUUACAUUGCUGUGUUUCCUUGUUCACAUUUUUCUUUCCACAGAGAGGAAAAUAUGUUUUUGCUGCUUUAUAUGAAAAUGAUUUUUUAAGUUAUUUAAAAAUCUAGCUUCCCUUUGGAUUGAGAUUGCCAUCUUGUUCCCGGGCAAAACAGACAAGCUCUCAAACCACGGCAACAAAGGCGAAGAGGCGCCUUGGAAGAUUCUGCAGACCCGUCGUGGGCACUUGUAUUUUCUUCCUGGGGAAGAAUUCAGUCCCUCUCACGGCUGUGCUUUUGUGGGCCUGUCAUCUUGACAAGCAGAAUUAGAGCCGGCUCUGCCUCCUGCCAACAGGACUUGACGGUGGUGCGCUGGGCGCCAGUGUGGAGGUGGGGCAGUGGCACGGCGGAGAUCAGGCUGCAGGUUAGGAAACUUGAGAGUCUGGCAAAAUCUUUUUUUCCCCCUUAAAAAAAAAAAACACCCCAGUACCAAAAGAACAGGUAAGGUGGCAACCUUAUUUUUCAUAGUUUUAAAUGUUGAUGAUAAUCCUAAUUAUAUAAAUACACACAUACACAGAUCUAGUGAUUUCUAAAGAUUUGUUUACUUUGUGUGUUUUGUUUCACUGUAUUAAGAACUUGUCCUUUCUCCUCAAAUCAAAAUAGGACAUGCAUCAUCCUCCUAGUUUUAAAUGUUGACUCUGAUUUUAAAGUGGUGCAUUUGAUUUCCAGCGUUGGUGAUGGAGAGAUUACAAACACGGUGGCCACAGCUUCCCGUAGUGGUGUCAGAGUGAGGCGGCUCCCUGGCUCUUCUGGUUUUCACAACAAGCUAGAGAUUUUCAAAGCUACACUUUUGAGUAAAAAGCCUUAUUAAAAGGAAAACAUGAUUAA
This is a messenger RNA of Manis javanica (Malayan pangolin), 2892 nucleotides long. RefSeq names its product SET domain containing 3, actin N3(tau)-histidine methyltransferase (gene SETD3). The record is from RefSeq and is a predicted model, not a curated record. Gene Ontology annotation, molecular function: protein binding; protein-lysine N-methyltransferase activity; protein-L-histidine N-tele-methyltransferase activity. NCBI's taxonomy places the organism in Eukaryota, Metazoa, Chordata, Mammalia, Pholidota, Manidae. Gene Ontology annotation, biological process: peptidyl-lysine monomethylation; actin modification; peptidyl-lysine trimethylation.